Molecule: messenger RNA, 1114 nt
Organism: Diprion similis
Lineage: Eukaryota; Metazoa; Arthropoda; Insecta; Hymenoptera; Diprionidae
Exons: 2
Coding region: 141-986 (281 amino acids)
Source: RefSeq, a predicted model, not a curated record
UGAAAGCAAUGCAUUAAAUAUAUCGAUUACUUACCAGAAUGUAUGUAUGCUUAUAUGCGUACAUACUUAAUCUGAGAAAAUAAAACUAAGGUGCUAAGGGUGUGUGUUUAAGUGUGAAAAAGAACAACUUUUUGCUCACAAUGGUGAAAAAACGGAGUAUUGUGUGGAACUAUUACAACAAAAAGGUAGACGGAGCGCAGGUGAUUGCAUUUUGCAAGUUCUGCGAUCAAUCUUACAUUCAAAAUGCAACACGGAUGGAACGGCACAUGGAACGUUGCCCAAAAUGUCCCGAGGAUGUAAGGCAACAGUUUAUCCAAGUUGCAAACAGUAAAAAGAAUAAAGGAACUAUCCAGAGCAUCAAGAAGACUGAUACAUGGUCCAAUCAGGAAGCUUCAGCCCAACUUGAACAAAGUAAUAUCACAGAUACUGAGCUUGAAAAUUUAGAUGAUUGGGGAUACAAACAGCAAAUUUACGCCGACGUCGCAAGCAACAAUAUUCCACCAAAUAUUGAACUUGUGAUGCAAACUGGAACGCAAUGGGCCAAUAGAGAUGGCGAUAUACAAAGUAAUGAGUCUGGUAGCAAUGCUGGAACCAACAGGCAAUGGGAUGGAAGUCGAGAUGUGACAGAAACUGCUUCUGCGGCUGGAUCUCAAGAACGCGGAACAACCAGUCACGAAAGAAAAACCUACGGCUCAAGAAGGAUUUCUCCCUCUUCGUUAAUUACAAGGCAUUCUCUGGGGCAUUCUUCGCUGCAAAAUAAAAUUUACCAAGAACAGUUACUGGAGAAAAGAGCUGCUAGACGCACUGCUGAAUUAGAACUCCGGCGCAAAACUUUGGAACUUGAAAGAUUUCAAUGGGAAUAUGAAAGGGAUAAAGCUCACAGCGAUUUACGCUGGGCUCAUGAAACUCGGAUGAUGCAACUCAAGGAAGAACGUGAACGACAAGUCAUCGAUCAGAACAGAAGUAGACUGCCUCAUGUUAUAUGAUACAGGGCUCCCGGGUGUUUGGAAGAAGCAACUAAGCUGUAAAAUAAUUGAAUCACUUAGGGGUUCUUCAAAUAUUUUGUCCCGCUGUUUACCCUCCUUUCGUCGUUAUGUGAUCUACUCCGUUCUCG